This is a messenger RNA of Chlorella variabilis, 1272 nucleotides long. RefSeq lists its product as hypothetical. The transcript has 8 exons. Gene Ontology annotation, molecular function: mannosyl-oligosaccharide 1,2-alpha-mannosidase activity; calcium ion binding. Lineage: Eukaryota; Viridiplantae; Chlorophyta; Trebouxiophyceae; Chlorellales; Chlorellaceae. The record is from RefSeq and is a predicted model, not a curated record. Bases 1 to 1272 code for a protein of 423 amino acids. Gene Ontology annotation, cellular component: endoplasmic reticulum; Golgi membrane. Gene Ontology annotation, biological process: N-glycan processing; carbohydrate metabolic process.
AUGGGGGUCAGCAUGGUGGAUGCGCUGUCCACGCUGAAGGUCAUGGGCCUGCACAAGGAGUUUGAGGAGGGGCGGGACUGGGUGGUGGGCAAGCUGGACUUUGAGCACUCCACCACCGUCUCCUUCUUCGAGACGGUCAUCCGCAUCCUGGGAGGCCUGGCCGCGGCGCACGACCUCAGCGGGGACGCCCAGCUGGGGGAGAAGGCAAAAGACCUGGCCGACCGCCUGCUGCCCGCGUUCGACUCGGCGCCCACGGGCAUCAUCGGCAACACGGUGAGCCUGCCGCGCGUGCAGCCCGACGGCGGCGGCGGCCACACGCUGCUGGCUGAGAUGGGCACCAACGUUCUGGAGUUCUCAACCGUCAGCCGCAUCACGGGAGACCCAAAGUACCGGCAGCAGGCUGAGAAGGGCCUGAGGUCGCUGCACGGAGCCAACCAAAACGCGCUACUGCUGGAGAGCGUGGAUCGGCAGUCUGCGCGUGAGAGCGGGUGGGUGCGUGGCGUGGGCGCCGGUACCGACUCGUACUACGAGUACCUCAUAAAGUACUGGGUGCUGGGGGGGCGCCAGGACGAGCACUGGCGGCGGCGCUGGGAGGCGAGCGUGGACGAGGCUCUGGAGAAGCUGGUGGUGACGCCGCCGGGCUGGCCCUUUAGCUUUGCGGGGGACAUGCGGGGCGAGCAGGUGGACAGCGUGCUGGAGCACCUGCGCUGCUUCUACCCGGGCAGCGUGGCGCUGGGGGUGAUGAGCGGGGCGGUACAGGGGCCCAAGGCGGAGCGGUACCUGCAGUUUGCGGCCAACAUGACGCAGGCCUGCUUCCAGCUGUACAAUACCACGGCCUCGGGGCUAGGCGCUGAGCGCAUCAACUUCGACCUGGCCACUGGCCAGAUUUCCAUAGUCGACGGAAGAUACUGGCAGAGGCCCGAGGUGAUUGAGAGCAUCUUCUACAUGUGGCGCGCCACCAAGGACCCCAAGUGGCGGGACAUGGGCUGGCAGAUGUGGCGAGCGAUAGAGAAGUAUUGCAGAUGGGAGGGAGGCUCCCGCCCUUGCACACCCCCGCCCCCCCCCUUCCCCACACACACGCAGGUGCCGCCCAACUCGGACGACGUGUCCCAGAGCUGGUUCUUUGCGGAGACGCUCAAGUACUUCUUCCUCCUCUUCUCCCCAGACGCCACCCUCUCCCUCUCCGACUGGGUGCUCAACACCGAGGCGCACCCGCUCAAGGUGCAGCACGGCGGCGGCAGCAAGGCCAGCCUGCGCCUGAAUUCGCCAUAG